AUCAUGAUUGAGAACGCCGAUCAGGAAGAACUGGGAGAGAAAUUAUACAACGUUGUAUUUUCCAAGCAUGGAGAAAUUGCUGGCAAACUGACAGGAAUGCUUUUAGAGCUGCCGGAUUCAGUCAUCACACAGAUGCUUCAAGACGAGACUGUCCUUAAUGAUGGGAUCAGCAGAGCUCUACAGGCACUCAACCAGGAAAGUCAGGUGUCAGAAGCAGAAGAGGCCUCUGCCUCCUCAGACUCUCUGGGCGAACGACUCUACGACCUCAUUGACCUUCACAACACAGGGCACACUCACAAAAUCACAGGCAUGCUACUUGAGCAAAAGAAAGAGGCUGUUCUUCAACUUCUGUCAGAUCCUGAACUUCUAGAAAAGAAGAUCAACGUGGCCCUGAAAACGCUUGCUGAGCAAGGUGAGGAACAAGAGGACAACAUGACGGACUCAGAUAGUGAGGCUGAAUCUUUCGGAGAGAAAAUAUUCCGUCUUGUGGAACAGAUAGACCCCACUCACUCAGCUGACAUCACAGGUAUGCUGUUGGAGAUGGACUCAGAGAGCUUGAGUCAGAUCCUGGGAGACCGCUCCUUGCUGGAGGUCGCAGUUCAAAGAGCACAGACUGCUCUAGCUGCACACACCCAGGCCCUCAGCUCCACAUAGUGGGUGCAAGUCAAUCUACUUCCUCCUGUCCUUUCCUGGUCCUACUGUCCUCUUGCCUCCGUGGAGAAAAAAACAUUUAAGUUUCCUUAUUGUCAACUUUUGAGGGGCUUUCUCUCCCAUUCAACAUCUGGAUUGCAAAAGAGAGGAUGACUGUUGAAUUGUGUUUUUGCAAGAUGUUGACCAAAACCUAUCAAUGAUGUUAAGUCUCAGGUAAUGAAGCAGGAGAUCUUCAAGAAAGGCGUUUCUAUGCACCACGUGGGGCAUGCGGUGUGAGUUGAUGGACUUGAGGCUAGAGUGCAGGCCUACUGAUGGUAGCUGAAGAAGAGGAUUGUGCACAUCCCAGGAAAAGGUACAGGACGAAGGCCAACUGUAGUUUUCAAAGUGAGAAGUCCGCACACUUAAAAUCCUCCUUAGAGAAUCUGAUGAAGACUGUUGAAGUCGAAACGCAAUCCAACCAUGAAAUAAUAAAAGACAACAAAAAGGAUUUUAAGUGUGUAGACCUUUCACUUUGAAAACUACUGAUGGAAGCUGACACGCCAGCAUUCCAGUGACAGUAUGUGUGACAGUCCCGCCACAGGUGAAAAGACUGCAAGGAACCUGUCUAGUGCCGAGAAACAGAAUUGAUCAAUUCUGGAAGAUUUGUAACGUCAUAGUGCUCAAUUUCCCAUUGUGAUUUUUUUGUGUGUGUGAUUAUCAAAUGUGUCCCUAUAUAUAUUUUUUUUAUAUAUUUUUUUUUGCCAAGAUUUCAAAAGAUUUCAAAUGUGUUAUCCAGGGUUACACACUAGUUAAUGUGAACUUAUGGUUCGAAACUGUGCCUAAUCCAUUCAUUGGUUUUACAUUGAUUGAACUGUACAUAUUAUAAAUACAUUCUUCGUAUUGUUCAA
Engraulis encrasicolus (European anchovy) is the source of this 1538-nucleotide messenger RNA. RefSeq lists its product as uncharacterized. Gene Ontology annotation, molecular function: ubiquitin-ubiquitin ligase activity; RNA binding. NCBI's taxonomy places the organism in Eukaryota, Metazoa, Chordata, Actinopteri, Clupeiformes, Engraulidae. The transcript has 6 exons. Gene Ontology annotation, cellular component: nucleus; cytoplasm. Bases 4 to 654 code for a protein of 216 amino acids. Gene Ontology annotation, biological process: protein polyubiquitination; positive regulation of canonical Wnt signaling pathway. The record is from RefSeq and is a predicted model, not a curated record.